UUCAUUCUAGGAUAUCGCUCAGUUCAUCGUGAUCUCGAGGCUCAGAUCCUUCUUGUAACGACAAAUGAACGGCUACGUGGCCAACUUAAAGACGAACGGACAAGACUUUUUGAAUUUGCUUCUGCUCUGGAUGCAACGGCGCUCAAAAGGGUGGAUCAUUAUAUACCUACUGUUAUUGUUCGGACGUCCGCUACAUUCACGACCUAUCAAAAUGUACGACCUAAGAAACGAGUUAUUCGCGAAUCAGAAACAAACCCGUUUGAAAGGGAAGAGGUUUUGAAUCGAAUUGGUGGGAAUUGUGUACGUAGAUUACACACGCAGUUAGAGCGGGACGCAAAACGUCUUCAAGAAUCCCUAAAUGACGAGAACUGGAUCGCGGUGUAUCGGUAUCCACGAAUACGAUUUGCUGCGCUACUUGCCAGAGCCAAGCUCCUUCAGACAGUUGUCACAGUGUUGUACUUGCCUUAUUCCUCAUAUCAAUACCUUGUUGGACACGUCGAUGCAACGUGGUUCUAUUCAACGGCAGCACUCGCUUUUUUGGCCCCUGUCCUGCUUGCAGUGUUUAGCAGAUAUUUGAAUAGACUUAUUGGAGUAAUAGCAAUGAACGAAAGCAACGAUUACGUCAGAAUUGGAUACUUGUCUUUCUGGGGUGCACGAAGAAAUAAAUAUUUGGAGCUUGACGACGUGCUCCCAUUAACAGAGGUGGCCGGCAGCAAAAACGAUGCGUUGGUCAAAUUCUCCUGGUUUGGAGGAAACAACUUUCUCUAUCUACCUACAAAAGACGUUCAAAUUGUGGACGAACAAAGAGCAAAAUUGUUAUUUGGAGAUCUCAGCCUUUUCAAAUAA
Ostertagia ostertagi is the source of this 846-nucleotide messenger RNA. The record is from the annotation of a GenBank genome assembly. NCBI's taxonomy places the organism in Eukaryota, Metazoa, Nematoda, Chromadorea, Rhabditida, Trichostrongylidae.